This is a messenger RNA of Darwinula stevensoni, 1446 nucleotides long. The record is from the annotation of a GenBank genome assembly. Lineage: Eukaryota; Metazoa; Arthropoda; Ostracoda; Podocopida; Darwinulidae.
AGUUCCGAAGAAGAUGUCUCCGAAGAAAUAUUCAUUUUUCGUCCUCGUCAUGUCCUCGUUUGGCGGUGUGGCCUCCUGCCAGCGAAGAAAUUUCGAUUCAUCGUCAAAUGAUCAAUGCUGGCCGAAUGGAAGAGUGUGCACGAAGAUCACAGAGUGCGCCGGAGCAAUGGAAGGCUUCCAAAGGAAUCCAUUGGCUUACAUAGAGCGACUGUGCUCCUUUGCCUCCGGAGUGCCCUUCAUCUGCUGCGACCAAGCGACGCCCUCCCCUCCAGCUUCGACCACAAAUUCUCCCCCCGCACCAAAGCGGAUCAGCCAAGUCACAUGCCUUUAACUGUGAGACUCGGGGAACACGACCUGAAUGAUGAAUAUGAUACCAUCCCGUACAAUUACAAUGUAAUCAAUGUCGUCAUUCAUCCAGACUGGAGAAAAGGGGACACCAAAAUGAGUUACCAUGAUAUUGCCCUGGUACAACUGGAUAGGAAAGUCCCCUUUCGAUACACAAUUUAUCCAAUUUGUCUGGCGACUGACGACGUCCCGCUGCCGAAAGAGUGGAGCAAUGUGACGGUCGCUGGAUGGGGAACCACCGCCUAUCUCGGAGAGGCGAGCAACGUCCUCCUGAAAGCUUCGGUUCCGUUGAGAGAUCCAUCCAUGUGUGACAAGUUGAUCUCGAAGUAUUUCGUCCUGAGAAAAAAAUAUCCCAAUGGUACAGAGGGACGAGUCCUCUGCGCUGGGGACGGAGGAAAAGACGCGUGCCAGGGAGACUCCGGAGGACCGCUCAUGCUCCCUCUCUCUCGAGACACCUGCGUUCACACCAUGCUCGGGAUUGUAUCUACCGGCGUGGGGUGUGGAAAUGGAGACUUCCCAGGCUUCUACACUCAGGAGGAGACUGAGAGGAUGGGAGACUACUUGGGAGCGCUGAAAGCAUGGACAACGCAUCAACUACAAUUAUUGCAAUCUCGUCGCUUUGACAACCAGCGGAGUGCCGUUACCCAACCAAGUUUUUACGAGGAGCCCUAUCAGUGGAGAGCUUCUGCCCAAUCAUAUCAUUAUGAGGAGCCCUACUACGCCAUGAACAAUGGAGAUUACCGUCCCCAGCGUCGUGAUCGGGAUCAGAAGACCAAGACCCAGAGUCACUUUGAUGACCAAGCCUGCACUACUCCAAAAAUGGUUAUCCUUCAACAUGGUCUCUCCAUCUACCACCAGAAUGGAACAGUUCUACCACCUACUGUGAAGGGGCCUUCGUAUUCCAUGGAAAAUGAAGAUUACCACGAUGUCGUCCUACUCCAACUGGAUCAGAAAGUUUCCUUUCGGCCCACAAUCUACCGAAUUUGUCUGGCGACUGACGACGUCCCGCUGCCACAAGGUGUAACCGUUGCUGGAUGGGGGAUCACCGCUUUCGAUGGGGAGACCAGCAAGGUCCUGCUGAAAGUUUCUGUUCCGUUGUAA